Molecule: messenger RNA, 1127 nt
Organism: Perca flavescens (yellow perch)
Lineage: Eukaryota; Metazoa; Chordata; Actinopteri; Perciformes; Percidae
Gene: banf1
Product: barrier to autointegration nuclear assembly factor 1
Exons: 3
Coding region: 167-439 (90 amino acids)
Biological process (GO): chromosome organization
Cellular component (GO): condensed chromosome; nucleus
Molecular function (GO): DNA binding
Source: RefSeq, a predicted model, not a curated record
GACGCAAGAAGCGGGCGCAUUGCAUUGUGGUCACCGGUGCCUCGGAAACAGAAAGCAGUGGCGCCGCGCUCCAUGGAACUACGCCAAGAGGCCUAAACAUUCAGUCUACUCUGGACACAGUAAAAGUUCUGUAGUUGGUGAGCUUUGACCACCUACAAAAGCAGCCAUGUCGUCGACAUCCCAAAAACAUAGAGAUUUUGUGGCCGAGCCCAUGGGUGAGAAGCCUGUGAUGGCUCUUGCAGGCAUUGGAGAGGUCUAUGGCAAGAGACUGGAGGAAAAAGGUUUUGACAAGGCGUAUGUCGUCCUCGGGCAGUUUCUAGUGCUAAAGAAAGACGAGGAGCUUUUCCGGGACUGGCUGAAGGACACUUGCGGGGCAAAUGUCAAACAACAAGGUGACUGCUAUGGCUGUCUUAAAGAAUGGUGUGACGCCUUCUUAUAAAGCAUUCAGUCGUUGUUUUAUACUUCUAAAGUCCAAACUGUACAUUACGUCUGUGAUCUUGAUUCAAUUCAGCUACACCAUAUAUAUGAACUGACAUGGUCCACUAUAGGGAGAGUAUUGAAGUCAAUUUAUUUUUAAAUUAUACUUAACCCCCCAAACUGAAUUCACACAUUACACACACAGGUAGCCCUUUUAUGGUGGACAUUUUAAAGUAGAGUAGUAAAAGUCAAUUUCGGUCUACCAUUAAGUCACGUCAUGUCACUGAGCCAGCAUGCAAGUAUCAGGGCUGUGACACAGGGACACCUAAAUGUAAUGCAGCCUUUAUUAAUGUUAUGCUGUGAGAACCAACUAUAGAGGUGCCUCAGGCUAACACUGUUAGUUUCCAGUUUUGGGAAAAAGCGGCACAUGUUCAUAAUAUUAAUUUUGUCCGACGUCAUUGGAAUAUUGCAUGUACCUUCUGCUAAAGGUUGAAUUUUAAAUGUCCAUUUUCCAUUGUUGGUCAUGCACUGGGAAUGUUUUUUUAGCUAAACAUGGCUAGCUUGUUCUAUGUUUAAACCUUAUACCUUCAGACACAUUUUGAUGUUUCACUUCAGCACCCAUUUUUCUUUCUGUGUAACCUGAUGAUUUACCAGUACAAUCCAGACUAAUAUUUGUACUCACCUGCCACUCUUGGGCUUUUAUCCCGUUU